AUGGCGGGCGAGCCGAAAAGCUGGCUCCAGGACCUGGGUAUCGCCAUUGAGGUUUUCUGUCCUGUUUUCGCUCUUGUUGUCGUCAUACUGCGACUGUAUAUCAGGUUUGAUACAAAGAGCCUCGGAUGGGAUGAUGCUUUAAUCUGCGCUGCAUUAGCCCUCACUAUAGGCUUGGGUGUCGGUUCCAUUAUAUGUAUGAAGGAACUUUUUAUUGGUAUACACUAUUGGGAGAUUCCACCAUCCGCAGACCUUGGGAAUGGCAUGCUAUGGAUAUUUAUUGUCGGCGUAAUAUACAGUCCCAUCUUGGCUCUCACGAAGCAAUCAAUUCUCGUCUUCCUGCUCCGACUCUCCGGAAUCAGAAACAUUGUCCGGAACGUCGUCUGGUUCACUGCGAUUUUCAACAUUUCUCUAACGAUUGCGACCUUUCUUGCUAUCAUCUUUCAAUGCACUCCUGUCGAGGCAUUUUGGAACACGUCAGUCCCCGGCCAAUGCAUCGACAAAUUCGCUCUUGCUAUCACGUCCGGGACUUUGACCGUCCUUACCGAUAUCGUCAUUAUUGGUCUUCCCUUCUACAUCUUUCUCGGGCUGAAAAUGGGAAAGAAGAAGAAGAGUUGGUUGAUGGGCGUGUUUGCACUAGGUAUCAUUGUGACCGCCGUCAGUAUCGUCCGUCUUUAUUUUGUGGCACUAAGCUUUGUCAAUGUAACGCCAGACAAGAAUUUCUCUCUCGGAUUCUGCGUUUCGCAAAUAGAGUGCUGCUUGGCUAUCACCACAGCCUCCGCCCCUGCCCUGUGGCCUCUUGUCCGCAGGUGGUUGUCGCAUCACAAGUCCACGAGGAACGAGGUAUACUACAACCGUGAAUACAACACAAGCCAUUUGAGCCGGGUAAGAGCCUCAGAUUGUCCCUUUAUAGGUGAUAGCAGUGUCAAGCCUGAUGGCCGAAGGGCUCAUACCGACGAAGGGUUACUUAUCGGACCUUCUAUGCAAGAUCCGGACGAUGAGUGGACGAAGAGCAUAAGUUUAUUCCAUAUAGCCAACUCUGUUACAACGACCGAUGGAGAUUCCAGACAGAAGACAAUCGUGGACGAUGGAUAA
Colletotrichum graminicola M1.001 is the source of this 1092-nucleotide messenger RNA. RefSeq lists its product as uncharacterized. The record is from RefSeq and is a predicted model, not a curated record. The coding region runs from base 1 to 1092 and encodes 363 amino acids. Lineage: Eukaryota; Fungi; Ascomycota; Sordariomycetes; Glomerellales; Glomerellaceae. The transcript is spliced from 4 exons.